Messenger RNA from Brassica napus (rape), 1174 nucleotides. RefSeq names its product B-box zinc finger protein 19. The coding region runs from base 553 to 996 and encodes 147 amino acids. The transcript has 7 exons. The record is from RefSeq and is a predicted model, not a curated record. Gene Ontology annotation, molecular function: zinc ion binding. Gene Ontology annotation, biological process: regulation of DNA-templated transcription; photomorphogenesis. NCBI's taxonomy places the organism in Eukaryota, Viridiplantae, Streptophyta, Magnoliopsida, Brassicales, Brassicaceae. Gene Ontology annotation, cellular component: nucleus.
AGGCGAUUACUAUUUCUAUAAUUUAAUUACUAAAAGCAGUAAGUAACAAACAGUUGAUAUUCAUGGCGCGUGGGAUUUGGUUCUGUCUCUUCAGGCUUCUCCUCCAUCGUAGAAAGGAUAUAAAAGGAGGGAUAAAAUAUUCGUAUAAGUUUCUUUCUUUUCUCCUCCUCCAUCUUCUUCUUCUUCUUCCUUGAUUGAUACCAACGUGUUAUCCUUAUCCCAUCCCUUAACCCGCUUAUUCAUUAACUAAUCAGACCACUUCAUCUCUAUCAAUCGUAACCUGUGCUCUGUAGUCUGUAUUGAAGUUGUGAUUCAUUGUAGAGCGAGAAAACGACUGUUGGAGCCUAAAGAUGCGGAUUUUGUGCGAUGCAUGCGAGAACGCAGCCGCUAUCGUCUUCUGCGCCGCCGAUGAAGCUGCCCUUUGCCGCCCCUGCGAUGAAAAAGGAAGGGUUUUGUCUCCAAAGUAUGUAUUUACUAUUUAGCAUAGCUUGUGGAGAAAGAAUAUAGCUCUUUGUCCUUACAUCAGUUAGGUGACUCUUAAUAAGGGUACAUAUGUGCAAUAAGCUAGCUAGUCGGCAUGUACGUGUAGGUUUAGCCGAACCAAGCAAUGCCCCUUGCUGUGAUAUUUGCGAAAAUGCACCUGCCUUCUUUUACUGUGAGAUAGACGGUAGUUCGCUUUGUCUGCAAUGUGACAUGGUAGUACAUGUUGGUGGCAAGCGAACGCACGGCCGGUUUCUUUUGCUCAGACAGAGGAUAGAAUUUCCAGGGGACAAGCCUAAACAAAACAAUACGAGAGACAAUAUGCAAAACCAAGGAGUCUCUGCAAGUGCAAACGGUGAAGCUAAUGGCAAGACUGACGAUGAAAUGAUUGAUCUAAAUGCUAACCCGCAGAGAGUACAUGAGCCAUCAUCAAAUAACCAAGGUAUCGAUGUAAAUAACACGAACAAUCACGAGGCUGCACGUGUUGGACCCUUUAAACGAGAGUCUGAGAAGUGAUAAGGGUUUGGUUCUAGCGAAGCUUUGUUGUUGAAGAAAGAAGAAAUGCUUGUCUUGUUUGUGAAUUAUCUUAGUUUAAAGGAAAGGGCUCACCUGAAUGUAUAAGCUAAUAUAAUCUGAAAUUUCUCAGUAACUUAUUUAUUUUCAUUUUUCUUAUUAUUAAAACUAUUUUGGAAUA